GGCGCCCGCAUCCGGUCGCCGCCCGUGUAAGUUCACGCCCGCGAAGCGGUCCAAGCGGUCCGAGGACGGCGCGGUCGACCCCUACGCGACCUUGCCGCCCCCGCGGCCCGUGAGCGAGGAGCAUCGAUGGGCAAGGCCCAGGAGAAGCGCGACGCCGCGGAGAAGGCGGCGGCGAAGAAGGCGGAGAAGGACGCGAAGAAGGCGGCGCUCAAGGAGGCGCGCGCGGCCAAGAAGGCGAUCAAGGCGGAGAAGAAGGCCGCCUGCGAGGUCAUCGAGAAGAAGGAGCUGCCGCCGGCGCCGGCGCCCCUCGACGACCCGUCCUGGGACGACGCCGCGCAGGCGUCGCUCGACGGCGCCGUGCGGGCCUUCGGCGCCGCGCUCGAGCUCGCGGCGCGCUGGCGGGCCGUCGGCGACGCCGUCGGCCGGUCGCCGCGCGCGUGCGCGCGGCGCUUCGUCGCGGUCCGCGGCCGCCUCCUCGCGGUCCGCGCCUGGGAGGCCGAGUGCGAGGCGGUGCGCCGCUUCAACGUCGAGGCCGUGACGCUCGACGCGGCGUCCAAGGCCGCCGUCGAGGCCGCGGCGAAGGAGGCCUUCGACGCGCGGCUCCGGCAGUCGGCCGCCGCCGCCGCCGCGGAGACGCGGGGCGCGUCGGACGCCAUGGUCGCCGAGGCCAUGGGCGCCGUCUCCAAGGCCGACGACGGCGCCGCCGCGGACCGCCUCGCGGCGAGCGGCGUCGUCGCGACGUUCGCCGCGCCGCCCGUGAAGAAGCACCGCAACUGCAAGGACAUCAACGUGUCCAACCUGACGGUGACCUUCCACGGGGCGCCCAUCCUCGAGGGCACGGACUUCGUGCUCAACUGGGGCAACCGCUACGGCUUCAUCGGCCGCAACGGCAGCGGCAAGUCGACGCUCAUGCGCGCCGUCGGCGCGCGCGCGAUCCCCAUCCCCGAGUCCAUCGACAUCUACCACCUCACGACGGAGUACCCGGCGACGGAGGAGACGGCGCUCUACGCCGUCAUGAAGGUCGACGCGGAGCGCGCGGCCGUCGAGCGCGAGAUCGACGAGCUCAACGACGCCAUGGCCGAGCUCGCCGAGGCCGACGACGACGAGGCCGCCGAGGACGCGACGGAGCGGCUCACGGUGCUCUACGAGCGCCUCGAGGAGCUCGACAGCGCGACGGCGGAGACGCGCGCGUGCGCCAUCCUCACGGGCCUCGGCUUCUCGCCGGAGCGGCAGCAGCAGAAGACGCGGGACUUCUCGGGCGGCUGGCGCAUGCGCGUCGCGCUCGCGCGCGCGCUCUUCAUCCAGCCCGCGCUCCUGCUCCUCGACGAGCCGACGAACCACCUCGACAUGGAGGCCGUCGUCUGGCUCGAGGACUACCUCUCGCGGUGGACGAAGAUGCUCUUCAUGGUCUGCCACAGCCAGGACUUCCUCAACAACGUCUGCACGCACGUCGUCCACCUCGACGCGGCCCACCGGCGCCUCGCCUACUACCGCGGCAACUACGACAUGUUCGUCGAGACGCGGCGCGACGCCGCCGUCGAGCAGCUGAAGAAGUACGACGCGGAGCAGGCCGACAUCAAGGCCAUGAAGGAGUACGUCGCCAAGUUCGGCCACGGCAACUCGAAGAUGGCCAAGCAGGGCAAGUCCAAGGAGAAGCUGCUGACGAAGAAGCUCGCGUCCGGGCUCACGGAGAAGCCCGUCGAGGAGAUGAGCCUCAAGUUCCGCUUCCCGGACCCGGGCCACAUCCCGCCGCCGGUGCUCCAGGUCAACGACCUGACCUUCGGCUACCCGGGCUGCCCGGCGCUCUACGAGGGCGUCGAGUUCGGCCUGGACCUCGACUCGCGCAUCGCGCUCGUCGGGCCCAACGGCGCGGGCAAGUCGACGCUCGUGAAGAUCAUCAACGGCGAGCUCACGCCGCGCCUCGGCCAGGUCCGGCCCCACGGCCACCUGAAGAUGUCCAAGUUCACGCAGCACUUCGAGGACAUCCUCGACCUCACGAUGACGCCCCUCGACUGGUUCAUGGGGCUCUACACGGAGCUCACGCGCGAGGACGCGCGGAAGUGGCUCGGCCGCUACGGCACGUCCGGCGUCGUCCAGAUGCAGGUCAUGAGCCAGCUCUCCGAGGGCCAGAAGGCCAAGGUCGUCUUCUGCAAGAUGGCCAAGGAGUCGGCCCACCUCCUGCUCCUCGACGAGCCGACGAACGCGCUCGACAUGGAGAUGAUCGACUCCCUCGCGGACGCGAUCAAGCACUUCAGCGGCGGCGUCGUCCUCGUGUCGCACGACAUGCGCCUCAUCUCCCAGGUCGCCGAGGAGAUCUGGAUCAUCGACAAGGGCGUCUCCAAGUACACGGGCGACAUCCUCAACUUCAAGAUGGACCUGCGGAAGCAGAUGCAGCUCGACGACGGCGCGCGGAGGAAGGGCGCGUCGCCGCGGACGUCGCCGAAGCUCGCGCCGGCGCCGCCCGCGCCGGCGCCGCCGUCGUUCCGCCUCGACCAGGCGCCGCCGCCGCCGCCCGCGCCGCGCGCCGCCGCCGCGCCGCCGCCGGACGCGCCCAAGUCCCGCGCGGACAUGCUCCGCGACGCGGCGCCCGCGCGCUACGUCCCGCCGGGCCGACGCGGCGGCGACGCGCCCGCGCCCCGGCCGGGCGACGGCGCCUGGUGA
Messenger RNA from Aureococcus anophagefferens, 2661 nucleotides. RefSeq lists its product as hypothetical. The record is from RefSeq and is a predicted model, not a curated record. Gene Ontology annotation, molecular function: ATP binding; ATP hydrolysis activity. The transcript has a single exon. The coding region runs from base 127 to 2661 and encodes 844 amino acids. NCBI's taxonomy places the organism in Eukaryota, Pelagophyceae, Pelagomonadales, Pelagomonadaceae.